Cyphellophora attinorum is the source of this 2454-nucleotide messenger RNA. RefSeq names its product Nuclear pore complex protein NUP98A. The coding region runs from base 1 to 2454 and encodes 817 amino acids. The record is from RefSeq and is a predicted model, not a curated record. The transcript has 3 exons. Lineage: Eukaryota; Fungi; Ascomycota; Eurotiomycetes; Chaetothyriales; Cyphellophoraceae.
AUGCCUGUACCACCUAAGCCUGCCAUGAAACGACCAAUGGGUCGGGUGGCGCCCAAGCAACAGAAGGCCACACCUCCAGCAAAGCAACCGAAAGCCGCGCCUGUGCCCGAGGAACAGAAGGAGGUGCUUGUGCCUAAGCCGAUGAUCAUGUUUAGUUCUUGUCCCCACAAGUUCGAACAGCCAAGCGGUCCAGCACCACACAAUCCGAACACGAAAUUCAACGAAGAAGAACAUGUCUUCAACCAGCCAUCUCUCUGCUGGGACUGUGAUGUCCACGUUUACAACAAUCGUCAAGAGCUGCUCAUGAGAACAGUACAGGAGUUCGACAGCGAGCGAGAUCGAAAUGAAUAUCUGCUGAUCCACAAAGCCAGAAUCCAGGCUGAUCUUAGACUUCAACGCGACACGGAGAUCCUGUUGAGCUGGGGAGAGUACAUCCAAACCUGGCUGAACUCAACUCGGGUCAACAACGGUCAGAGAGAGAUCCUGAGCAUUGAUCUCCAGCGGGAUAUGUCAGGUGUCAGUGCCAAGCUCGUUUGGAAAGUCGAAGGUGCCGAUGAGGUACCGCCGCCGCCAGCGCCGCCAAAGCCGGUCGUCAAAGACAUAAGCACGAUAACGAGAGAUGUACCUGUCGAUCUUGACGGCAAUAAGGCUCGACCAAAAUGGAUCUUCUCCGCGUAUGCGCCAACGAAAACAGCGCCAGCAUCGCUCAUGACCGACAAUGAAUUCAGCACAGAAGAGAUCAGAUUGCGGUAUUACCUCGCCGCGUCUACUGGACAAGGCACCUCCGCCGAUCAGGAAGCUAUGCAGAUGUUCACCAAGAUCGAGCAAGACUAUCAGAACAUCUUGAACAACGUCAGUGAUGUCUCAAAGUUCAUGGAUGAAGCAGAGAAGAAGCGACCGAAUCGGCUGGAUCUCUCAGAUGUGUCGAUCUUCGACGGCCGCAAAAGUCGCGAGGAGGUCACGAGAACGUUCGGUGGCAGUCAAGGGAAUUCAUUUGGAGCGGAUCCUUCACCGUUUUCCACAGGCGCUACGAAUAGCACCGGUGGCUUUGGACAGAAUCAGAACACGAACUCGAACCCAUUCAGCAAGCCUGCAACGUCGACGUUCGGACAGCCAACAGGCCCUUCUGCAUUCGGGCAACCUAGUUUUGGGCAGUCAGGGUUUGGAGGGUCGAAUUCCGCACCGUCGUUUGGGCAGGCAGCCACACCAUCAUUCGGCCAGUCAUCGACUCCUGCCUUUGGUGCUACCGCAUUCGGCAAGCCGUCCCUCGGUGGUAACAGUGCACCUUCCUUUGGCACCCCAUCCUUCGGUUCCACAGGGUUUGGACAAGCCCAAGCAGAAAAGAAGAAUCCGUUCGCAGCAUCAUCCGCAUCUAGUGGAUUUGGUCAGAGCACGAGUGCCUUCGGGCAGACAGCACAGGCUACGCCCGCCUUUGGCGCACCUUCACAACCGACUUCAGGACUUGGCCAGGCCGCUCAGCCUACCACUGCCUUUGGCCAGCCUUCACAACCAGUCUCUGGCUUUGGACAAGCGCCUCAGCCUACAACUGCUUUUGGCCAGCCUUCACAACCGACGUCUGGCUUUGGACAGGCCUCGCAAACAACACCUGCCUUCGGUCAAGCGUCACAGAGCGAUUCUAUAUUCGGGCAAAAGCAGCAGCCUCCAAAUCCGUUUGGCCAAAAUACGCAGAGCGCGAAUCCUUUCGGCCAGCAAGGCCAGCCGUCCAACGCCUUUGGCAAGCCGGCGGGUUUCGGUCAAUCGAGUCAGCCAGCAUCUCCGUUCGGUCAACCUGCUAAGCCUUCUUCAGGGUUUGGAACAGCUUUCGGGCAGCCUGCGCAGCCAGCGGCAAGCCCUUUCGGCGGCACGACUGCCAGCACUGGGUUCGGUCAAGGCGGCUCAGGCUUCGGCGCGUCAACGACUCCAGGUCAGACCUCAAGCGCGAAGGUCACGCAUGAGCCUCCAGCAAACCCAUUCGGCCGACCGUCUUCAAGUUCAGGACCAGCUGGCGACGCGACGCUGGACACCCUCAACCCUCCGAACCCACUUACAGGCAAACCAUCCGCGCCACUCCACGUAACGCAGUCUCUGCCGCCAAGGCCACCACAAACAGAUUCUAGUGGCAGACUCUCCUCCUACCGUGGACAGCGCGCAACAUACGAAUCACAACCCGACAAGUCCAUUGACGGUAAGGCCGUGCGACAGGAACCAAUCCUUGCUUAUACGCGUCCGGACACAAGGCAGCCGGAAAAGAUCUGGCACCCCAAGGCUGGCAAUGAUCCCGCGCUGAUUGCGCUCAGCGCCGAGCUGAAGAAGUUCGAUAUCCAAGCCAAGGAAGAGGACUACACGGAGACGGUAGUGGAUGAGUACAGGCAUUUGUACGAGACGGGUGGUUUCAGGGAUGGGAAGCUGCCGCUGGUGCCGCCUAUGAGGGCCUGGGUCGCUUACGACUUCUAG